Glossina fuscipes is the source of this 988-nucleotide messenger RNA. RefSeq names its product ribosomal RNA-processing protein 7 homolog A. Gene Ontology annotation, molecular function: RNA binding. Gene Ontology annotation, biological process: ribosomal small subunit assembly; rRNA processing. Gene Ontology annotation, cellular component: UTP-C complex; CURI complex. NCBI's taxonomy places the organism in Eukaryota, Metazoa, Arthropoda, Insecta, Diptera, Glossinidae. The transcript has 2 exons. The coding region runs from base 149 to 946 and encodes 265 amino acids. The record is from RefSeq and is a predicted model, not a curated record.
CAAUCGUUCAUUAACACGUGCGGUGUCUAUUCUUUGAAAAUUGUUAUUACUUUUGCAAAAACCCCUAAUCCCAUUUCGUUAAUUUGGACAUAUAAACCACAUUUCUUUAGUCUACUGUAAACCCCACCUCUAAGAAAAAAAAGCUAUAAUGACCGAAAUCGAAGGCUACAAAGUUAUUCCUUUGCGGGUAUCAGCCGAGUCCGAGCAUUGUCACAGUGUUUUCAUGAAAGAACAUUUCAUACGUUUGAUUGAUCCCAACAAACCUAAAGGACGCACACUAUUUAUAUUAAAUAUACCGCCUUACGUUACGACGCAAAGUUUAGAAAAAUUUUUUCAACAAUAUGGUCCCGUUGAGUUUGUAUUAUUUGCAGAAAAACCAGGACGUGAUGAAACUGAAAAGUGGCAUGAAAAUCUUACAGAAUUUAGCAAUGUGAAGCCACCUUUCAAAUUCAAAGUAGCUUACGUUGUGUUUAAGAAAAGCGCUAGCUUGGGGCGGGCUUUAGAAGCAUCGGCCAUCAAUUUAUUUAGCGAUACUACGAACGAAUCCUUCAUAGAGUCAGGCAUGCAACUCUGGCAUACUCAAUAUCAAGAAACAAUCCUCGAUAUUGAGAAGACGCAAAAGCAUAUUGACGAAUAUAUGGCUGCCUAUGAUGAACGAGAGCGUUUAGCGCUUGAAGCUGCAAAAAAUUCCGCUGCCGAUGCUGAUGGAUGGAUAACUGUUGGGAAACAAGGCCGCGAUUCUGGUUUUGAGCAAAAAGAAUCAGUUCUUAAUAAAUUGGAACAGAAAAUAGAAAAAGGGAAAAAGAAAAAAGAAUUAACCAACUUCUAUACAUUUCAAAUAAGAGAAUCGAAAAUGAAAAAUAUUCUUGAACUGCGAAAGAAAUUCGAGGAAGACAAAAAGAAAAUUGAAAUGAUCAAACAAACCAGAAGAUUUAAACCGUUUUAGUUAAUAUCAAAAAAAAAAAUAAAUACAUAUCACUAUAAAAUA